CUCCGUCCUAGGUGCUGUCUCUCCAGCCUUCCCAGCCCCGCACACAGGCUGAGGGGCUCAGCUGGCCUCUGACUUGCCCUGAGACAUCAGGUGGUACCGAUCACUGGAACAGGUCCCAGUGAGAGAGCACUUGUGGGGUGCUGCACCUGCUUGUUAGCGCCUCUCGCCCCCACUGCAGCCCUGGAAGGGGACGCAACUCACCCAGGGCCCUUAGGUGCCUGGUGCCAGAAGCUGGUUCCCGCACCGCUGCCAGCCUUCCGGCCUGUGCUGACUGGCAUCCUGUAAAGCGGGAGGAAGCCUGAUGUCCCUGAUCUUUCUUGCUUCCUGGUCCCGGUGCCACCGAGGCUCCAUGCCUGGUUGCCCUGGUCACUCUGCAAAAGCCUCAGGACGGGACCCCAUCUAGAUGUGGUAUAUUUAGAACCACGAAUUCUGUUGGCUGCCUCAGCUCUGCCCCGUGCUAGGCGGGGCCUCGGGGCCACCGUGGGCUUGGCCGAGUGACUCUGGGGCGCCUCCCUGCCCGGCACCCACCUCCUCAGCUCUGGCACUGAGAAGAGACCGAUGGCAUCCGCAGACUGGUGGUGGUUGGGGGAGAGGCUGCUACCCCCUGCCUGCCCCGCUGACCUGCCCUCGCAGGCCCCACCCCGAGCCUCUGCUCCCUCCCGUGCACCACCUGGGUAGCCUGCCCCUUUCCAGACUCCGGUUUUAUGAGAUGUCUGCGGCCAGCCGGACGUCUAAAGACUGGAUUCCUAAGUUCCAGCGUCCCUUGGGAAAACAGGGGUUCGAGACCAUAAAGACCUGGACCUGAGUCCUGCCCUUGCCACUUUAUGGUCUGUAAAUCUGCUUUUUUUUUCAAGUGGGAGCGUACCCACCCCGCUGGACUAGGAAAUGACAGAGGCGACCCUGUUAUCAGUUCAGGGUCUUCAGGUAACAGCUGCUGUGAUCCUCGGCCUCCGAAUCGCGUCCUCCCUUCGAGAAGGAAGGGGCCUGGCCUUCGGGGAGCACUCAUCCCGUGCAGAGCUUUGCACUGGCCAUUUUAAGGCUGUCUGGUACCAUUGUAUUUGCGAUGUCUGGCACCGGAGCCAGAGCCCCGUGUGGCUGUUUACGUUUCAUGCAGUAGAAAGAGUUAAAUACAGUUGAGCACACUCACUCCUCACCGUGGCCACGUUUCCAGCGCUCGGUCGUCGCACGGGGCCUGCGGCUGCAGUGUGGGCAGUACGGAUACAGGACACGUCCGUCACCGCGGAAGUUCUUCCGGACGGUGCUGCACUGUGUUGUCACCCCACUUCACAGGUGCAAAGCUGAGGACCAGAUCAGUGGCACGACACACCCGGAGUCCCGGAUGGAGGAGAGGGAACUGGGGGCAAAGCUGGGCCCUCCUUAUGCCAGCUCAGAGACGUGCCCUGUCAUGAGCCCUCCGUGAGCUCCUUAUUGGCAAGGACUGUGUCUGCUUGUACCCCAUGCCCAGCCUGAGGCCGGCCCCAGGGUGGGCAUUUGGGACAGUGUCUGCUGAGUGGGUGGUGGAAUGAACAACGGAGUGAGCACCGCCUGCUGAAACUUGGGGGCGCACUUACCUCCCCUCCUGCAGGAGGCACAGAGCCAGCUGCUGAGGAGUGAUGGAUGGCCCCUCUCCAGAGAUAAAUGUGGCAGUCAAGCCCUGCUGUCCUCCUGGUGCGAGGAGCUCGGCCGCCUGCUGCUUCUCCGACAUCAGAAGAGCCGCCAGAGCGACGCCCCCGGGAAACUCCCCAUGCAGCCUCCCCUCAACUCCAUGAGCUCCAUGAAACCCACUCUGUCGCACAGUGAUGGGUCGUUCCCCUAUGACUCUGUCCCUUGGCAGCAGAACACCAACCAGCCUCCCGGCUCCCUCUCCGUGGUCACCACGGUUUGGGGAGUGACCAACACAUCCCAGAGCCAGGUCCUCGGGAACCCUAUGGCCAAUGCCAACAACCCCAUGAAUCCAGGCGGCAACCCUAUGGCAUCGGGCAUGACCACCAGCAACCCCGGCCUCAACUCCCCCCAGUUUGCUGGGCAGCAGCAACAGUUCUCGGCCAAGGCCGGGCCCGCUCAGCCCUACAUCCAGCAGAGCAUGUACGGCCGGCCCAACUACCCCGGCAGCGGAGGCUUCGGGGCCAGCUACCCCGGGGGUCCUAACGCCCCCGCAGGCAUGGGCAUCCCUCCGCACACCAGGCCGCCCGCUGACUUCACUCAGCCGGCGGCUGCUGCCGCGGCAGCUGCAGUGGCGGCGGCGGCGGCCACAGCCACGGCCACGGCCACGGCCACUGUGGCAGCCUUGCAGGAGACGCAGAACAAGGAUAUAAACCAGUACGGACCGGUCUGUUCCUCUUUCCAGAUGGGUCCCACCCAGGCGUAUAACAGCCAAUUCAUGAACCAGCCCGGGCCGCGGGGGCCUGCCUCCAUGGGGGGCAGCAUGAACCCCGCAAGCAUGGCGGCUGGCAUGACACCCUCGGGGAUGAGCGGCCCUCCCAUGGGGAUGAACCAGCCCCGGCCGCCCGGCAUCAGCCCCUUUGGCACCCAUGGGCAGCGGAUGCCCCAGCAGACCUACCCGGGGCCCCGGCCCCAGUCCCUGCCUAUUCAAAGCAUAAAGAGGCCAUACCCGGGAGAGCCCAACUAUGGAAACCAGCAAUAUGGACCAAACAGCCAGUUCCCCACCCAGCCAGGCCAGUACCCUACCCCCAACCCCCCACGGCCGCUCACCUCUCCCAACUACCCCGGGCAAAGGAUGCCCAGCCAGCCGAGCACGGGGCAGUACCCACCCCCCACGGUCAACAUGGGGCAGUAUUACAAGCCAGAGCAAUUUAAUGGACAAAACAACACCUUCUCGGGAAGCAGCUACAGUAACUACAGCCAGGGGAAUGUCAAUAGGCCUCCUAGGCCGGUUCCUGUGGCAAAUUACCCCCACUCACCUGUUCCAGGGAACCCCACGCCCCCCAUGACCCCCGGGAGCAGCAUCCCCCCGUACCUGUCCCCCAGCCAAGACGUUAAACCACCCUUCCCGCCUGACAUCAAGCCAAAUAUGAGCGCUCUGCCACCACCCCCAGCCAACCACAAUGACGAGCUGCGGCUCACGUUCCCUGUGCGGGACGGCGUGGUGCUGGAGCCCUUCCGCCUGGAGCACAACCUGGCUGUCAGCAACCACGUCUUUCACCUGCGGCCCACAGUCCACCAGACCCUGAUGUGGAGGUCCGACCUGGAGCUGCAGUUCAAGUGCUACCACCACGAGGACCGGCAGAUGAACACCAACUGGCCGGCCUCGGUGCAGGUCAGCGUGAACGCCACGCCCCUCACCAUCGAGCGCGGGGACAACAAGACCUCCCACAAGCCCCUGCACCUCAAGCACGUGUGCCAGCCGGGCCGCAACACCAUCCAGAUCACCGUCACGGCCUGCUGCUGCUCCCACCUCUUCGUGCUGCAGCUGGUCCACCGGCCCUCCGUGCGCUCCGUGCUGCAAGGCCUCCUCAAGAAACGCCUCCUGCCCGCGGAGCACUGUAUCACGAAAAUCAAGCGGAAUUUCAGCAGCGUGGCUGCCUCGUCAGGCAACACGACCCUCAACGGAGAGGAUGGCGUGGAGCAGACAGCCAUCAAGGUGUCUCUGAAGUGCCCCAUCACAUUCCGGCGCAUCCAGCUGCCUGCUCGAGGUCACGACUGCAAGCACGUCCAGUGCUUUGACCUGGAGUCGUACCUGCAGCUGAAUUGUGAGAGAGGGACCUGGCGGUGUCCUGUGUGCAAUAAAACGGCUCUGCUUGAGGGCCUGGAGGUGGAUCAGUACAUGUGGGGCAUCCUGAACGCCAUCCAACACUCCGAGUUUGAAGAGGUCACCAUCGACCCCACGUGCAGCUGGCGGCCAGUCCCCAUCAAGUCAGACCUGCACAUUAAAGAUGACCCAGAUGGCAUCCCCUCCAAGCGGUUCAAGACCAUGAGUCCCAGCCAGAUGAUCAUGCCCAACGUCAUGGAAAUGAUCGCAGCCCUGGGCCCUGGCCCAUCCCCCUACCCACUCCCGCCUCCACCGGGGGGCGCCAACUCCAACGAUUACAGCAACCAAGGCAACAACUACCAGGGCCAUGGCAACUUUGACUUCCCCCACGGAAACCCUGGCGGGACGUCCAUGAACGACUUCAUGCACGGGCCGCCCCAGCUCUCCCACCCCCCGGACAUGCCCAACAACAUGGCCGCCCUCGAGAAACCCCUCAGUCACCCCAUGCAGGAAACUAUGCCACACGCUGGCAGUUCUGACCAGCCCCAUCCCUCCAUACAACAAGGUUUGCACGUCCCACACCCCAGCAGCCAGUCAGGGCCUCCAUUACAUCACAGUGGGGCUCCUCCUCCUCCUUCCCAGCCUCCCCGGCAACCGCCACAGGCCGCUCCCAGCAACCAUCCACACAGCGACCUGACCUUUAACCCCUCCUCAGCCUUAGAGGGUCAGGCCGGAGCACAGGGAGCAUCCGACAUGCCGGAGCCUUCGCUGGAUGGUCUUGGGGCCAGAGGAAGCCCGGAAUCAAGAGAAAGCCCCCUGACCUGCCACGAGCCUUCCCGGCUGGCGGGCCGAGGGCCUGUCUCCCCCACACUGGAAAUAAGCGCGGGUGUGCCCCAGGCUAGCCCAGUGGCCUGGGCGCGUUUGAGGCCAGCCAGCACGCUCCUUCCAGAACUCACAAAUCCCGAUGAGCUCCUCUCGUACCUGGAUCCCCCCGACCUGCCGAGCAAUAGUAACGAUGACCUCCUGUCUCUCUUUGAGAACAACUGAAGCCCACCCCUCCACUGGGGCCAUCCCCCCCCACUCUGCCUCCUUCCCCGUCUGUCCCACACACACUUUACCACUGGGAGCCCAUGCCCUCAGACCGCCCCUGCUGCGGCCUUCUCAGAGCGGAGGGGCGGGAGGGUGCACUGUGAAGGCUGUGUGGGUCUGGUGCCCGUGCCCAGAGCAGGCCCUGAAGAUGAGCCUCGAGGUGGGGAACCGGCCCGGCGAGAGGGCACACGCUGACAAAGCCUUCCUGGUCCCUCUGUGUGUGCUGAUUCCAAACGACCCUCCAGUGCCCCCCGAGGUUCUUCCGGUUUCUAAACUGUAACCCUGCCUCCCUGCUUCCUGGCCCAGAGCCUCCUUCAAGUGACUGAGCCUGAGAGAAGGCGCCCCGAGACCCAGGCAGGCCCCGAGCCUUGGAGGAGCAGUGACGGUUGGCAGCAGUGAGAAUGGCCCACCCACCACCACCACCACCACCACCACCACCACAGAAAAGCACAAACCUCUGGGAAAGAGAACUCUCUCAGGGGCCAAGGUCGUCGCUUUGACCCCUGACCUCUAAGCCAAGAUACCCUGUAAACACUCUCUCUCAGAAAGCAGAGAAAAAAAGGACAAGAUUCUGUGUUCGAGAGAGGGUGUGCCAUUCCUGCUUGGGGACCGGUGGGAAAGGGGGUCAGGGCCUCCUCAGAGCCAGGACAGUGCAGCUGGCCCCAUGACCUCUGGACUCAGUCCGGGGCCCGGCCUCGGGGAGCAGAGGGAGAGAGUCCCCAGCCAAAAUUACUGUGCCCUUAGUUGGGGGGCAGGGGGAUGCCGCCAGCCGGAGUCCGAUAGGAACGGCAACUUACAACUUUGCUCCGAGCCACUCCCUGUUUUUCAAUGACGAUUAAGCUACGGAGUCAUCUGAGAAAGGGGACGGUAGACUUGGACGGCAAGCAACCCAUUUCUCUCCACGCGUCCUGUUUCCUCCCUCCUGCCCCCCACCCACGUCUCCCAGACUGUUACGGGGGACACCUGCUUCCCUCUGUCCCACUUCUGCUGUGUCCGCCCCGACAGCCGGGUGGGCCGGUGGAGGGGCGGGGGAGGCUCAGGCGCCUGUGCGGGCAUGGCGCAGGCACCUCUCCGGCCCCCCCCGUCCCGGCUGUCCCUGUGCUCAAGGCUGCCCCAGCUGCACCCCAGUCCGUCACCACACGUGCCGGGAUGUGCCCGCCAGCGUCACGUGGUGUCUCUGUGCCGCACUUGGCUGCCGGCCUCUCCUUCCCUCUGUGUCCCCCUGCCCUGCAAAGCUGCCCACACUCCUGCUCACCGGAGCAGAAGCAGCCUCUGGUCUUUCCCUCCACUGCCUCGCUCCAUCCGGCUUACUGCUCUCGGAGUCUCCCGGGUAGCUUGUGGGGCGUCCGUUUCGUCUGGGGGUCCUCUGUCCCCCUAAGCCGCAUGGCCUGUGAUGCUGCUGGGCCGUCACUUGGGUCACGUCUGUGAAUUCGUUGCGCCCCUCCCUGCUGCUGCCUGGGGUCUCCUGCUUCCCGUCCACUGUCCGUGUUCUCGAGCUCCGUCUCCCCCUGUGGCGGGUGGUCCCCAGCACUCCUCUGGAUUUGACCGGAACGGUGGCCCCAGCUGUUGAUUUCCAGUCACUGUACCAGACAGCCGGCACAAGGUUUUCUGUAGGAAAGCUGCCAUUGUCCCCGCCCCCUUUUCCUUUGUCCCGUUGUCGAGGUUUUUUCAAACAGCGUGGUGUUCAGUAUGCAAAUCAAUUAUUUUGAGAAUUGCUUUUGUAAAUAUCUUUGUGAAUAUUUUAGUAUUGUCUUUGAUAAUAUUCAACAUUUUCAUGACCUGGUUAUAGCCUUUGCUGGUGUUUUUAAAAUACCUUGACUCAACAACGAGACCGAGUCCUUUUUUUUAAAAAACGACAAACAAAAACAAAAAAGCAACCAGGGCUAUUUGUACAGAUGAAGGGACAAAGUACGUGGGUGGCUGUGCCGUGAGUUCGAGCAGGCCGCCCACUGUUCAGAGCCAUCCCCAGUCAGCUGGUGGGGACGAGACGAUGCCAGGUAGCACGCGGCCGUCCUUGCCCAGUGGCCGAUAGCCCUGGCAGGUGGCCACGCUCCUGUGUUCGGCCAUCUGGGAAUGUUCUGCCCCAGACAGACUUACAAAUGCCUUCCUUACAAGUUCCUGCUUCCUGCUGUGGCUACUUUUUCCCAGAAAGGCCUGGGGUCCAUUCUGGUUCUUAUCGGGUGUCCCUGCUCUGCUCACCAACCUACCCACAGCUUUCUAGUACAGAGGGUCGCUCUGCUCCCCACAGCCCGGGCUCUGGGCACCUCCCUCAACCACCUCUGAGGAAGCCAGGGCUCGGCACCCGAGGCAGGUUUCCUGGGGCCCCUCCCAAGCGAACCUCCACCAGCAAGUUGGACAAAGAGCUUUCCCGAACCGUGGUGCCUGAAGCCCGUGCUCUGGGAACGUCCUCUCCCGGAGUGAUUUUGGAGCCAGGCCAGGGGGGUGAGGGAGGCAGAAAGGUGCCCGGGGCCGGAGAGAGCCCCGGUUGGUGACAGAUUCGGGUGACGACAGCCUCCCCAAGCAAGGGCGCUUCUGAACUCCGGUGGGGGGGGAAUGCUUCCCUCAUCCUUUUGGACGACUACUUGGAGCCAUAAGUAACCUCAGCAAAAACGAGGCCUCAGCAAGCCACUUCUCUGUGACAAGCAUCCACCCAGGCCGUAGACACGUUUCUGCUGCCACUCCACAAGACGGACAGGGCGCCAGCGGGCAGGCGGGAAGGCCCCAGUACAGGCAAUCACCCCAUCUCCUUGGUUCGAAGCUUUACCCGUGUAUCAUGUUCCCUGUAGCCAUUUUAUUUUUGAAGACACUUCUAAUCCUUUCUCCCUAAUGAAAGCCCUAACCACCACCCCCCCCCACACCCCCACCCCAGAGAGCUACACGUCUGCUCCCUCGACCUGACCAUCUAGACAGGAUGACGUCAGCAGCAGCGACUCAAGGGACGUGUGUACAUAUGUAAAUGAGAAAUAGAGACACGUUAACAGAUGCAUUCAUUUCCCUUGGAAUGUGUAUUGUUUUUAUUUUACGGAACAAAACAAAACAAACAAACAAAAAAAAAAGGCUUGAAACUCCAUCUUAACGUGAAAAAAACUAGAUCCUGUUAGCGUUUGUGAGGUCUCUCUCCACCUUUGUCUUAUGUAAUAUACUCUGCCCCUGUGUGGAAAGGCAUUUUUGUUCUGUUUUGUUUUUUAUUUUACCUCCAUGUACUAUUUAGCUUCCGGUGUACUGGUCCUGCCACCUGUGUAUUUUUAGGGUGCUAUGGAAAUAAUGAAAAGAAAUGGGGAUUUCAGACGAAAAUUGUAACCAAAUUCAUACUUUGUAUAAUUUUUGAUAUCAUGAUUGCAGGUGAUUCACAUGUCCACACAUAAACACACCCACAGCGCAGCCUGAAGUAACCCCCACAGACAUUGUCAUCGUCUUUGUACAUCUCUGUACAAUGCAACCAUUUCAAACUUUAAACUGGUCAGAAACCUAAUUGUGAUUUCUAGUCUUGCAAAGCUGUAUGUAGUUAGAUGAUGUGACAACCUCUAAUAUUUAUCUAAUAAAUAUGUAUUCAGAUGAAACCUGUAUAUUAGGUGUUCAUGUGGUUAUUUUGUAUUUAAAGAUCAAAUUAUUUGACUAUUGCUAGACAUUUCUAUACUCUGUUGUAACACUGAGGUAUCUCAUUUGCCCAUGUUAAUUGUUUUCUAAAUAAAUUGACAAAAAACGAA
Molecule: messenger RNA, 8505 nt
Organism: Lynx canadensis (Canada lynx)
Lineage: Eukaryota; Metazoa; Chordata; Mammalia; Carnivora; Felidae
Gene: ZMIZ1
Product: zinc finger MIZ-type containing 1
Exons: 20
Coding region: 1745-4756 (1003 amino acids)
Biological process (GO): regulation of transcription by RNA polymerase II; protein sumoylation
Molecular function (GO): zinc ion binding; SUMO ligase activity
Source: RefSeq, a predicted model, not a curated record